This is a messenger RNA of Myotis davidii, 2139 nucleotides long. RefSeq names its product mitogen-activated protein kinase-activated protein kinase 3 (gene MAPKAPK3). Gene Ontology annotation, molecular function: calcium/calmodulin-dependent protein kinase activity; ATP binding; calmodulin binding. Gene Ontology annotation, biological process: protein autophosphorylation; response to cytokine; toll-like receptor signaling pathway. The record is from RefSeq and is a predicted model, not a curated record. Lineage: Eukaryota; Metazoa; Chordata; Mammalia; Chiroptera; Vespertilionidae. Gene Ontology annotation, cellular component: cytoplasm; nucleus. Bases 73 to 1209 code for a protein of 378 amino acids. The transcript is spliced from 9 exons.
UGCUCUUCCCUCUUUCCCAGGUGGCUCUGGACGCGCCAGGCUGGGGCCGCCUCUGAGCGCCCCGCGGGGGCCAUGGAUGGCGAGAUGGGAGAGGAACCGGGGGGCGCGUUGCCCCCGCCAGGUGCACCUUCCGGCCCCGGCCAGGCGGGCGCUCCGGCCCUCGCGGGGUGGCGGGAGCCCAAGAAGCACGCAGUGACCGAGGACUACCAGUUGUCCAAGCAGGUGCUGGGCCUGGGCGUGAACGGCAAGGUGCUGGAGUGCUUCCACCGGCGCACGGGGCAGAAGUGCGCCCUGAAGGUCCUGUACGACAGCCCCAAGGCCCGGCAGGAGGUGGAGCAGCACUGGCAGGCGUCGGGCGGCCCCCACAUCGUGCGCAUCCUCGACGUGUACGAGAACAUGCACCGCAACAAGCGCUGUCUGCUCAUCAUCAUGGAGUGGUGCGGCCCCCGCCUCGCGCCUCGCUGGGACCCCCCUCCUGUGCCUGCAGAAGCUGCGGAGAUCAUGCGUGACAUUGGCACCGCCAUCCAGUUCCUGCACAGCCAGAAUAUCGCCCACCGAGAUGUCAAGCCCGAAAACCUGCUCUACACGUCCAAGGAGAAGGACGCGGUGCUCAAGCUCACCGACUUCGGCUUUGCCAAGGAGACCACCCAGAAUGCCCUGCAGACACCCUGCUACACUCCCUAUUACGUGGCUCCUGAGGUCCUGGGUCCGGAGAAGUAUGACAAGUCAUGUGACAUGUGGUCCCUGGGCGUCAUCAUGUACAUCCUCCUGUGCGGCUUCCCGCCCUUCUACUCCAACACGGGCCAGGCCAUCUCCCCGGGCAUGAAGCGCAGGAUCCGCCUGGGCCAGUACGGCUUCCCCAACCCCGAGUGGUCGGAGGUCUCCGAGGACGCCAAGCAGAUGACCCGCCUCCUGCUUAAGACGGACCCCACGGAGCGCCUGACCAUCACGCAGUUCAUGAACCACCCCUGGAUCAAUCAAUCCACGGUGGUGCCACAGACCCCGCUGCAUACAGCCCGAGUGCUGCAGGAGGACAGAGACCACUGGGACGAAGUCAAGGAGGAGAUGACCAGUGCCCUGGCGACCAUGCGCGUGGACUACGACCAGGUGAAGAUCAAGGACCUGAAGACCUCGAACAACCGGCUCCUGAACAAGCGGAGGAAGAAGCAGGCGGGCUCCUCGGCCUCGCAGGGCUGCAACAACCAGUAGCUCCCGGGCCUCGGAGCCCGCGGGACGGACUGGAGGGGCUGAGGCCCGACACAGAGGGCCCAGGUCAUUUUUUUUUUUUUUAAACACAAGGACUAUUUUGCUGUGUUUUAAUUUGCCACUUGGACCUUCAGGAGCGGGGACCGUGGCCCCACACCUCCUGCAGCGCCCAGUGCAGGCGCCGGCCUGAGAGGGCAGAGCCUGGGGCCGGGGAGCCACCCAGCUGCUGCAGUGCCUUCUCCCUGAUGCCCUGCCCUGGCCGUGCCUUAGACUUCUAGGCCAUGGGAGUUGUGGCUGGGCUUCCCUCCUACUAUGAAAAUGCCCCCCUGUGGGGUGGGCAGAUGGGCCUGGCCUUGGGAAAGGCAUCUGGCCAUUGGUUGCCAUGGUGACCAGGGACAGAGUUGCUGUCGGUGAAUGCUGAGUGAGUGCACAAGGGAGGAGAAGGGGCAAUUGAGGGUCGGUCUGCCUUUGCCUUCGGGGGAGGCUGUCUUUCUCCCACGCCUGCCCCCUCAUUCCCGGCCUCUCUGGUCUCCCAGAGGCCGCAGGCUCAGCCAGCCUGCGUCCCGGGGUGGUCCCCGUCUUGCACCCCCAUCCCACAGGGCCCUUGGGGCUCCUCCUCCCCAGGCCCUGGCCCAGCCCUCCCGUUACCCCCCUCCCCAAGGAGUGGCCUCUCAUCUCAGCGGAGGGUGGGAGGUAUUUUUAGCGCUUUUCUACUUUGGAAAAUGUCACUGUGACAAAAGCCAGUUCCUCUGCUCCCACCUGCUCCCGGGAUCCCAGACCAGAGAGCCUCUCCCCGUGAUGGUUCGUUCUCCGCCUGCCCUGGGGGGCCCGGGACUGCAGUGGGAGUGGAUGGCUGCAGGCGGGGCCAGGAGGCUCCCUGUUCAUCAGGGGUCUCUCUCUCUCUCUCUCUCUCUUUCCUAGAGAGAAUGGAAG